CUUUAAAUCUUUUAAUUAAUUCUUUGCUUUCUUUAUUUCUGGUAACAGUAUCAUACCCAAACUAAAAUUACGGAGUAUUAUAUUUAUAUUAUAUUCUCCCCACGUUUUAGACUAACCUCACCUCUUCUAUCUACUCUAUAUAAUUAAUUUUUUAUAAUUAAACUUACAUUUUUAUGCAUAUAUAUAUCCUUCACAUAUUUAAGUUGAAGGUGAAAUUAAAGAAGCAGAAUUUGAGAAUGGGUUCAAGGGUCUGUUUGGCUGUUUUGUUUGUGAAGUUUCUGUUGGGUUUCGGCUUUCUCUUCUCCACUGGCGGCUUCGGCGGCGUCGACGCCGUACCUUUGAAGGUGUUUGACGUUCGGAAUUACGGUGCAAGAGCAGACGGAAAGACUGAUAAUGCCAAGGCAUUUUUGGGAACUUGGAAAGAUGCAUGUGAAUGGAAUGGGGAAGCAACCCUAAGUAUACCUCAAGGGGAAUACAUGGUUGGAUCUUUAAGCUUUGUAGGACCGUGCAAAGGGUCAGUCAAAGUCAACGUGGAAGGGAUAGUCAAGGCUCCGACGGACCCUAAGCUGUUCUUUGGGGACACUUGGAUCGAUUUCCGUUACGUUAACGGCUUAGUGCUCGAAGGCGGAGGGACUUUUGACGGACAGGGCGCCUCCGCUUGGCGUUAUAAUGACUGUAGCAAGAACCCUAAUUGCCCUAAACUCCCUGCUUCAGUGGGGUUCGCUUUUGUGAACAAGACCACAGUCCAAAACAUCAACUCAAUCAACAGCAAAAACUUACACUUCAACGUCUUUGCAUGCAACUACAUGGUCUUCAACAACGUGACUGUGACGGCGCCCGGCGACAGCCCGAACACCGACGGCAUCCACAUCGGGAAGUCCGCGAACGUCCGAAUCUCCCGGUCGGUCAUCGGGACCGGGGACGACUGCAUCUCGAUGGUGUCGGGGAGCGAGAACAUCACCGUGAGCGACGUGACGUGUGGGCCCGGCCACGGCAUCAGCAUCGGGAGCAUGGGGAAGUCGGAGGACGAGUUUGUGAGGGGGGUCCACAUAAAGAGUUGCAGGUUUUUGGGCACCCAAAAUGGAGUGAGGAUCAAGACUUGGGCACCCUCUUACCCAAGCAAAGUUGACAAUGUUGUUUUUGAAGAUGUUGUCAUGACAAAUGUCAAUAACCCCAUUUUCAUUGACCAGCAGUAUUGCCCUUCUCCUCCUUGUAGCACUCAGGCGAGCUCAGUUCAGAUAAGAAACGUGACGUUCCAAAAAAUAAGGGGGAGUUCAAGUUCAAGGGAAGCAGUGAUACUGAACUGCAGCAAAAAAUACCCAUGCCAAGAAGUGAAGCUUAUAGACAUCAAUUUGGAGUACAACGGUCGCAACGGGCCCGCCACUUCCUCGUGUUCCAACGUUCGUGGAAACGCCCUUGGCCAACAGCUUCCUCCUGUGGGCUGUCUCCUCUAAAACUCAAACUUAGUUUCAUUA
Molecule: messenger RNA, 1475 nt
Organism: Cuscuta campestris
Lineage: Eukaryota; Viridiplantae; Streptophyta; Magnoliopsida; Solanales; Convolvulaceae
Source: the annotation of a GenBank genome assembly